Molecule: messenger RNA, 2333 nt
Organism: Perca flavescens (yellow perch)
Lineage: Eukaryota; Metazoa; Chordata; Actinopteri; Perciformes; Percidae
Gene: chdh
Product: choline dehydrogenase
Exons: 10
Coding region: 89-1987 (632 amino acids)
Cellular component (GO): mitochondrial inner membrane
Molecular function (GO): choline dehydrogenase activity; flavin adenine dinucleotide binding
Source: RefSeq, a predicted model, not a curated record
CCGCCCACGACCGCUUUCAGUUUAGCUACGUUACUUCAUUGGAAAGAAGAGUUGUCAAGUGAAUGAAGAAAGCCCUCCCAGAACCAGGAUGUUGUUUUUGGCCAAGUUAGGCCAAACUGGAGCCCGACGAGUUGUGACUCGAGGGAGAUUUACAAGGGAUGGCAGGUGCCUGUUUACCGGUUUGCUAGAAUUUGUCCCCAGGACCAGAAACAUGGGCCAUUCCUUCUUCUGCGCCUCCUCAAACCAUUACAGAUGCUUUAGUGCCACAGCUGCUCAUUUGAACGCUUCAUCAUCACCUACAGCCAAUCAGAAAACACCGUCCUACAGUUAUAUCAUUGUUGGAGCAGGGUCAGCGGGCUGCGUCCUUGCCAACCGUCUCAGUGAGGAUACCCAUGAGUCUGUGCUGCAGCUGGAGGCUGGGCCUAAGGACAUGGUGUUAGGCAACUUACGACUCUCAUGGAAGAUCCACAUGCCAGCUGCGCUGACCUACAACCUCUGUGAUGACAAGUAUAACUGGUACUACCACACUUUACCUCAGGCCCACUUAAACAACCGGGUGAUGUACUGGCCAAGGGGCCGUGUCUGGGGCGGGUCCUCUUCACUCAACGCCAUGGUGUACAUUCGUGGACACGCUGAAGACUACAAUCGCUGGCAGACAGAGGGGGCAGAGGGCUGGGAUUAUGAACACUGUCUGCCUUACUUUAGGAAAGCUCAGUGUCAUGAGCUGGGAGAAAACAGGUACCGGGGAGGCAGCGGACCUCUUCAUGUGUCCAGAGGGAAGACCAACCAUCCCCUUCACAAAGCUUUCAUUGAAGCGGGGCAGCAGGCAGGAUACCCCUUCACUGAUGACAUGAACGGACACCAACAGGAGGGCUUGGGCUGGAUGGACAUGACUAUUUUUAAAGGAAAGAGGUGGAGCACAGCGAGUGCCUACCUGAGACCUGUCCUGGGUCGGCCCAACCUGAAGACAGAGGUGCACUGCUUGACCACCAAGAUCCUGUUUGAUGGCAACCGCGCCGUGGGUGUGGAAUACACACAGAAAGGACUAAAGAAAAGGGCAUUUGCAGAUAAAGAGGUGAUAUUAAGUGGAGGAGCCAUCAACUCCCCUCAGCUUCUCAUGCUGUCUGGGGUGGGAAACGCUGAUGACCUGAAACAACUCGGCAUCCCUGUAGUUCAGCACUUACCAGGUGUUGGCAGUAACUUGCAGGAUCAUUUGGAGCUGUACGUCCAGCAGCAGUGCACGCAGCCUAUCACCCUGUACAAGGCCCAGAAACCUUUCCACAUGGUCAAGAUAGGCCUGGAGUGGCUCGCUCUGUUUACUGGUUACGGCGCAACAGCCCACUUGGAGAGUGGAGGGUUCAUCCGCAGUCGGCCACACGUCACACACCCCGACAUCCAGUUUCACUUCCUGCCCUCGCAGGUCAUCGACCACGGACGAGUUGCCUCCAAGGUUGAGGCAUAUCAGGUUCAUGUCGGUCCAAUGAGAAGCACCAGUAUCGGCUGGAUAAAGCUGAAGAGCGCCAACCCUUUGGAUCACCCAAUUCUCCAGCCAAACUAUCUCUCCACCGAUAUUGAUGUGUGGGAGUUCAGGGAGUGUGUCAAACUCUCCCGAGAGAUUUUCACCCAGAAGGCCUUCGACCCGUUCCGUGGUCCCGAAGUCCAACCCGGUCCUCAGGUCCAAUCCGACGCCGACAUUGACGCUUUUGUCCGGCAGAAAGCUGACAGCGCCUACCACCCGUCCUGCACCUGCAAGAUGGGCUCGCCAUCCGACCCGAUGGCGGUUGUCGACUCGAACACGCGCGUCCUGGGGCUGGAGCGGCUGCGUGUGGUCGACGCCUCCAUCAUGCCCAGCAUCGUCAGCGGCAACCUAAACGCUCCGACCAUCAUGAUGGCAGAGAAGGCUGCUGACAUCAUCAGAGGACGCCCUCCUCUGGUUGACCCCGGGGUUCCCGUGUACCGACCGCCGACACUCGACACACAGAGAUGAACAGAGAGAGCGAGUAAAGGGUAAACACAAUCCCAAAUCAACAAUCCAUUAUCAAGCAACAACAGCAGUGAACAGUGAAUUGUGUUAUAAUUAUUUUUGCUUGGAUCUGAUAAUACCGUUGAUUUUAGCAGUUUACAUGUAAAAUUCAGUUUUUCAGUGGCUUACUUGGAGUCUUCUGAUUAGGAAACAGAGGCUCUCUCACUUGUUAUUUUCCAUCUCAAGUAACCUUAAAGCUAAUGUGAUUUUAGGGACCGUUCAUUGUCAUCCAAUUUUUUAAGUCUAAGGGGCAGGGUCACCCAACUUUUGUAUUCAUGAGAACAGCAAAAUUUCAAAGUGGCUUGUUUGG